AUGUCAUUCGCCGACUUUUGCAAAAACAAAGUUGACUUAGACUUUGGUUUCUCAAACCUCAACACUGAAGUAAACUAUUAUUUCAAUGCUGCUGGAGAUGCUUGGGACCCAGUUAAGUUCACAUGCGAAAAGUUUGAAUGCAAGAGAAUAGAAAGCAGACUUGCAGUCUAUAUGUUGGACCCAGAUAUUUCAAAUGCUUUAGCUGCCAAAUAUAUUGCAGUUCCACUUAUGUUCCCUAUACACCAAAUAUCUGUCAAAGACUUUGCAGGUGAAGUUGGAAACCAAAGUGCUGACCCAGGUGCAAGAACAGAUAUUGCUUUAACAACUGCAAUGAAACAUGCAGAUACUAUGUUUGUUCUUUUCAGACGAACUAUAAAUGACUAUUCUUGCUUCUACAACCCUGGUAUUAAAUAUCAUAUAAACAUAGAUGGCAAAUAUUAUCCAAGAGAAGAAUAUUCUACAGUUGAGGAUAUGAGGUCAUACAACUUGACAUUAGAUGCUAUGAACUUUAACAACAACUUCACAACAACCAUUAACCCUGAAAUGCAAAGUUCUAUUAUGCCAUAUGUGAAAGUAUGGACCCAUACAGGAGCUCAAAACACUCAAUAUACAAAUGGAGACCGUUCAAACUUUUGGCUUGGCAUUCCAUUUGCUGACUCAGAAGACUUUAUGGGUGGUAUUUCAACUGUUGGUACAGUUCAAAUACAAUAUACUGGUGACAGAGACGGUCCAAAUGAAUUGAAAGCAAAGAAGUUUACAAAACCAAUAGCACUUUUCACGGAAGAUGCUCUUUUGAAGAUUC
This is a messenger RNA of Trichomonas vaginalis G3, 802 nucleotides long. RefSeq names its product protein of unknown function, DUF4106 family. The transcript has a single exon. The record is from RefSeq and is a predicted model, not a curated record. Lineage: Eukaryota; Parabasalia; Trichomonadida; Trichomonadidae. The annotation marks the transcript as partial.